Melopsittacus undulatus (budgerigar) is the source of this 5067-nucleotide messenger RNA. It is a transcript of the gene AP2B1, whose product is annotated as adaptor related protein complex 2 subunit beta 1. The coding region runs from base 148 to 3003 and encodes 951 amino acids. Gene Ontology annotation, molecular function: clathrin binding. Lineage: Eukaryota; Metazoa; Chordata; Aves; Psittaciformes; Psittaculidae. The record is from RefSeq and is a predicted model, not a curated record. Gene Ontology annotation, cellular component: clathrin adaptor complex; membrane coat. Gene Ontology annotation, biological process: vesicle-mediated transport; intracellular protein transport. The transcript is spliced from 22 exons.
CAGGGCGCGGCCGCUCUAGGCGCAGGAGGGUUUAUUCUCGCUCCUCGCGAGUCCUCCCGGCCCCUCCGCUCCGCGCCGCUUCCGGUUCCGCCGCCGCCCCCACAGCGGUGUGUCCGUCCGGCCGCCGUGUUGUAAGGAGCUGGAACCAUGACGGACUCCAAAUACUUCACGACCAAUAAAAAAGGGGAGAUUUUUGAACUGAAGGCCGAACUCAAUAAUGAGAAGAAAGAGAAGAGGAAAGAAGCUGUGAAGAAGGUUAUUGCAGCCAUGACCGUGGGGAAGGAUGUCAGCUCACUCUUUCCUGAUGUUGUGAACUGCAUGCAGACUGACAACCUGGAGUUAAAGAAGCUGGUCUACCUUUACCUGAUGAACUACGCCAAAAGUCAGCCAGAUAUGGCCAUCAUGGCUGUCAACAGCUUUGUGAAGGACUGUGAAGACCCAAACCCUCUGAUCCGUGCCCUGGCCGUGCGUACAAUGGGAUGCAUCAGGGUGGACAAGAUCACAGAGUACUUGUGUGAGCCUCUUCGCAAGUGCCUGAAGGAUGAAGACCCUUAUGUACGGAAGACUGCAGCUGUCUGUGUGGCGAAGCUGCAUGACAUCAAUGCCCAGAUGGUGGAGGACCAAGGCUUUCUGGAUUCCCUGCGUGACCUGAUAGCAGACUCCAAUCCCAUGGUGGUAGCGAACGCUGUGGCCGCCUUGUCGGAAAUCAGUGAAUCGCAUCCCAACAGCAACCUGCUGGAUUUGAACCCUCAGAACAUCAAUAAGCUACUGACAGCUUUAAACGAAUGCACAGAGUGGGGCCAGAUCUUCAUCCUGGACUGUCUGUCCAACUACAACCCCAAGGAUGAUCGUGAAGCUCAGAGCAUCUGUGAACGGGUGACCCCUCGGCUGUCUCACGCCAACUCCGCAGUGGUGCUCUCAGCAGUGAAGGUCCUGAUGAAGUUCCUGGAACUUCUUCCCAAGGAUUCUGACUAUUACAACAUGCUGCUGAAGAAACUCGCCCCUCCGCUGGUGACCCUGCUCUCUGGAGAGCCUGAAGUUCAGUAUGUUGCCCUAAGGAACAUCAACUUGAUUGUGCAGAAAAGGCCUGAAAUUCUGAAGCAAGAAAUCAAGGUGUUCUUUGUGAAGUACAACGAUCCCAUCUAUGUUAAACUGGAGAAACUGGACAUCAUGAUCCGCCUGGCUUCUCAAGCAAACAUUGCCCAGGUCCUGGCAGAGCUCAAGGAAUACGCUACUGAGGUGGACGUUGACUUCGUGCGCAAGGCUGUCAGGGCAAUAGGGCGCUGUGCCAUCAAAGUUGAGCAAUCUGCCGAGCGCUGCGUAAGCACACUGCUAGACCUCAUCCAGACCAAGGUCAACUAUGUGGUCCAGGAAGCCAUUGUUGUCAUCAGAGACAUCUUCCGCAAGUACCCCAACAAGUAUGAAAGCAUCAUUGCCACUCUGUGCGAGAACCUUGAUUCCCUGGAUGAACCAGAUGCUAGAGCUGCGAUGAUCUGGAUAGUGGGCGAAUAUGCAGAAAGGAUUGACAAUGCAGAUGAGCUGUUGGAGAGUUUCUUGGAGGGCUUCCAUGAUGAAAGCACUCAGGUGCAGCUCACCCUACUGACUGCUAUAGUGAAGCUGUUCUUAAAAAAGCCUUCUGAGACACAGGAGCUGGUUCAGCAGGUCCUCAGCCUGGCCACACAGGAUUCCGACAACCCAGACCUGCGGGAUCGGGGCUACAUCUACUGGCGCCUUCUUUCCACGGAUCCAGUGACUGCCAAAGAAGUGGUCCUAUCGGAAAAGCCACUUAUUUCUGAAGAGACUGAUCUGAUUGAACCCACCCUGCUAGAUGAGUUGAUCUGCCAUAUCGGGUCUCUGGCUUCUGUGUACCACAAGCCACCCAAUGCUUUUGUGGAGGGGAGCCAUGGGAUCCACCGCAAACACUUGCCAAUUCACCAUGGAAGCACUGAUGCAGGUGAUAGCCCUGUGGGCACAACAGCCACUACAAACCUGGAGCAGCCACAAGUCAUUCCAUCCCAGGGCGACCUUCUGGGUGACCUUCUCAACCUGGACCUGGGACCUCCAGUGAAUGUUCCCCAAGUGUCCUCCAUGCAGAUGGGUGCUGUGGACCUCCUGGGAGGAGGGCUGGACAGCUUGCUUGGCAGUGACCUUGGCGGGGGCAUUGGAGGAAGCCCGGCAGUGGGGCAGACCUACAUUCCCUCCUCUGUGCCAGCCACCUUUGCCCCUUCACCCACCCCGGCCGUGGUGAGCAGUGGACUCAAUGAUCUCUUCGAGCUCUCCUCUGGUAUAGGCAUGGCUCCUGGAGGAUAUGUGGCUCCAAAGUCUGUUUGGUUGCCUGCAGUGAAAGCUAAAGGACUGGAGAUCUCAGGCACAUUCAGUCACAGGCAGGGACACAUCUACAUGGAGAUGAACUUUACCAACAAGGCUUUGCAGCACAUGACUGACUUUGCCAUUCAGUUCAAUAAGAACAGCUUCGGGGUCAUCCCAAGCACCCCACUGGCCAUUCACACACCUCUGAUGCCAAACCAAAGUAUUGAUGUCUCCCUGCCCCUCAACACUUUGGGACCAGUCAUGAAAAUGGAGCCUCUGAACAACCUCCAGGUGGCUGUGAAAAACAACAUUGAUGUCUUUUACUUCAGCUGCCUAAUUCCUCUCAACGUGCUUUUUGUAGAGGAUGGCAAAAUGGAGCGCCAGGUCUUCCUUGCAACAUGGAAAGAUAUUCCAAAUGAAAAUGAGCUUCAGUUCCAGAUUAAAGACUGUCACCUGAAUGCUGACACUGUCUCCAGCAAACUGCAGAAUAACAAUGUCUACACCAUUGCCAAGAGGAACGUGGAGGGUCAGGACAUGCUCUACCAGUCUCUGAAGCUCACCAACGGCAUCUGGAUCUUGGCUGAGCUUCGCAUUCAACCGGGGAACCCAAACUACACGCUCUCCCUGAAGUGCCGAGCUCCCGAAGUGUCCCAGUACAUCUACCAGGCCUACGAUGCCAUCUUGAAAAACUAACAGGAGCUCAGCCUGUGCCUCACCCUGCGGAAGGAGGCCGGGAGAAAGGGGUCCCCACAUCCUCCUUCACCACUAGCGCAGGGGAAAGCACUCUGUAACUGGAAGCAGCUGUAUUCAUGUGUAGGAUGUCAGUCAAAGGCACUGAUUCAAGGUAGCAAUUAGUAUCCACGUGCUAAUGAUGAUAGGGAACAAACCCCUUUGGUAUUUUUAGCGUCCAUGGAGUUUGUAACCACUGCUUCGAUGACUCCCACGUCCCCCUCGCCCCUCACUCCUUGUCUGUUCUCGUGGGCUUCUCCAUUUUGUGCCAAUGUCCAGUGUUUUCUAAAUGGCUUUAGGCGUAGUUCCAGUUUUGUAAACUCAUUGGGGAAACAAAGGAACAAGCAGAAACCCAUCCGUCGGCUCAUUAAAACAAGGUGAAAAGUGUCGGAAACGUUAACACUGCACUUUAUUUUCUAUUUUUAUACUUUUGGGUUGGUUUUUGAGUUUUUCUAUUGGAAUUGGCUUAAAGGGAAGGUGAUUGCAAGGAAGUAAUGGGGGAGCUUUGCAGGGAUGUCAGGCUCUAGCAAGGUGAGCACAGCCUCGGGGCGUUAGGAGCAGAGCCAUCAGUGUGGUGGAUGGAGCCCUACAGAGGGGUUUUUAUUACACUCGUGCUGACAGCUUCAGCUCUGCUUUUGAUGGUGUUUUCACUCCAACCAUCUCCCUGGCUCAUUAGCUGCUGAUUGGAGGAGUGAGGCUGCUUUUGUGUGGGGAGAAGCUGCAGACCUGGAUUGAUAACAGGACAGCGAUGGAUGAAAUGAAGGAAAAGAGCCCGCUCUGAGAGCAAAAGGCUCCAGGUAUGCGCUCUGCAUCCUCACCCAGCUGCAGCCCCUCUCCUUGUGCUUUCCGUGCCUGCUAUGGCCAAACUGCCUUCUCUAACCCCUGAGGCUCGUGGUGGUAAAUCCAACUGUGCCCCUGCACAGGGGGGUUGCUGCUGGCAGUGUCUCGGGUGCCAAAGGGAGCGGAGCUCCUUCUCCCUGUGCUGUCCCCCAAAACCCAGGCCAUGGUGUGAUGGGAGAUGCUUUGGGCUUAUGGGGUUUGCUCCCUGCCUUCAAGCUGGGCUGAGAGUCCAGCAGAUGAUGGAAGUGUUUCUUCCAUGUGCAGCUUGACUCUUUGUGCCCAGAGGCCGUUUUGGUUCCUGCUCUCACCCCUGUCCUGAGCAGCCCCAUGCCCUGGUCCUUCUUUUCCAGUCUCUCCUUAGGGCCAGGACUGCUUCUAUUUCCAGUCCAUGGCUGUGGACUCACCACAUUGCAACCACUAAGUGCUGCAGUAACAGCAGUGAAAGCAAAGCCUCUUGCAUGUCCUUGCUCCAUCCAUAGCUUGUCCUGCUUAAACCAAGCCACUAACCAGAGCGGCUUUGCCCUCCCCAGCAUGCAUUGAUUCCAUCUGCUCCCCAGCAAGCAAAGCUCUUACGCAUAGCAACCCCCAUGUUGUCUUUUUAGAUGCCACAUUCAAAGUCAAUACAUGGUUUAUGGUGGGAGAUAGUCCAUCAGGGCUUGGGCAUUGUCUGCAACCAAGAAAUCAGUGCUGGGAGAAGGUCACAGUGCCAGAAGAGACUCCAGCAGGGAGCUGAGUAGCUCCAGUUGGAGCUGCAGGACCCCAAGGAAGGUGAUGUCCCUGUGUUAGGAACCCCUGUGCUCUGGCUGAGGGAAAAGUGGGGCAGAGCUGGAGCAAUCCAGCCCUUGAGCCCUGCCUCUGUGUGUGCUGGAGGUGAUUUGCAGAGCAUCCUGCAGCAAUGGUUCAUAGAGCAAGUGAGGAAGCAGUGGUGGCACCGCGUGUGAUGCUGUGUUGGGGCAGGGAGGAAGGUGUAGCUUUGAUGCAAGCAGGGGUUGCUGAGCACCCCCUUCUCUUGUCUGAUUCCCUGGCUUUUGGGUGCAUGCAUGGGUGUCUGCACUGCAGGGCAGAGCCUGGGCUCCCUCAGUGGUGGUUGCCCUCUCCCACCGCACUGCUCAUCCAAGCAUUGGCCGUGUGGUUGUGUUGCUCUUCAGGCUUUACCUGCCCUCCGUGUCAAUAAACUCAUUUCCACGA